Messenger RNA from Pneumocystis jirovecii RU7, 1239 nucleotides. RefSeq lists its product as uncharacterized. Gene Ontology annotation, molecular function: protein kinase activity; ATP binding. The transcript has 6 exons. The coding region runs from base 1 to 1239 and encodes 412 amino acids. Gene Ontology annotation, cellular component: spindle pole centrosome; spindle microtubule; chromosome passenger complex. The record is from RefSeq and is a predicted model, not a curated record. Gene Ontology annotation, biological process: mitotic spindle organization; regulation of cytokinesis; protein phosphorylation. NCBI's taxonomy places the organism in Eukaryota, Fungi, Ascomycota, Pneumocystomycetes, Pneumocystales, Pneumocystaceae.
AUGAAGGUUUCUGUACAUCAGAUAGACUUAGGAUUGUCACAUAUGUCUCUUAAUGAGAAUCUUAAUUCAGGAUCAAUAUAUCAAAAACCAGUAUCAAAACAACUAGUGAAAUCCCAGGCAAUUAAGGUCGUUUUGAAAAACCAGGCUAGUACUCGACAUCCACUGCUUAAGCUUGCAGUACAUAAUCAAAAUAGUCAGGUUAAUGGGAGCAAUAUUUUACAAUCUAAACAAACAACGAACUCGUCUUCCGUUGUAGCGAAUGUUGUCAAUAUUCCUGCACAGCAAUGGAGGAUGUCACAGAUGUCAUCGUUAUCUCCUGGAAAUUCUAGGAAGAUAGCUGGUUUAUCUUUGACUGGAGAUAGGGCAUCCCUUGAUGAAAAUAAAAAAGUGGCCAUUCCGCAAAGUGUCUCAGAAGUUUAUGAAUAUCAUCUUGGGAUGUUUGAAAUUGGUCGUCCUCUUGGAAAAGGAAAAUUUGGAAGGGUGUAUCUUGCUCAAGAAAGGCGAACAGGUUUUAUAUGUGCUUUGAAAGUUCUACACAAGUCGGAAUUAAUGCAGUCUAAAAUAGAGAAGCAAGUGAGGAGAGAGAUUGAAAUACAGUCUAAUUUAAGGCAUCCUAAUAUUUUGCGUAUUUAUGGUCAUUUUCAUGAUUCAACACGAGUAUUUCUUAUAUUGGAGUUUGCUGGGAAAGGCGAAUUAUACAAAUAUCUGCGUAAAAAGGGGAAAUUUUCUGAUUCAAAAGCAUCUGAAUAUAUAGCACAAAUGGCAUCUGCAUUGUCGUAUUUGCACAGAAAACAUGUUAUACAUAGGGAUAUAAAGCCUGAAAAUAUUUUACUUGGAAUUAAUGGAGAAGUUAAAUUAUCUGAUUUUGGUUGGAGUGUUCAUGCGCCAAAUUCAAGGCGAAAUACUCUUUGUGGGACUCUUGAUUAUUUGCCUCCUGAAAUGGUGGAGGGACGCGAUCAUAAUGAAAAGGUUGAUAUUUGGUCUUUGGGUGUUCUUACAUAUGAAUUUCUUGUUGGUUCUCCUCCUUUUGAAGAUCUUAGUGGGUACCCUGCUACGUAUAAACGAAUUGCGAAAGUAGAUCUUAAAAUACCUGAUCAUGUAAGCCCUGAAGCUAAAGAUCUUAUUACUAAGCUUUUACAACAUAAUCCUGAGAAAAGAUUGGCUCUUGAUCAGGUUCCAUUGCAUCCUUGGAUUCAAAAAUAUAAAGAUAGUUGGUUGAAACAGAGGAAUUCUGGUUAG